Molecule: messenger RNA, 1092 nt
Organism: Striga hermonthica
Lineage: Eukaryota; Viridiplantae; Streptophyta; Magnoliopsida; Lamiales; Orobanchaceae
Source: the annotation of a GenBank genome assembly
AUGGCUAAACUCUUGUACAAGAAUCAAAAUGAGAAUGAACUGUACAGCAGAAAAAUAUUAUUCGCCAGUUUGUUUACUGAGCUUCUUGCACAAAAUUUUGAGGAGGUUAUCAUGAGCGAGGUACAAGAUACAACGUUUGAUAAGCCAGGUGCUAAAAUCAGUGGACACCCUAAUUUGGUCCGUGUGCAUAGUUUCUUCUCAAAAUUUUCUGAAAAUGUGUGCGAAUUUGUUAAGCUUCAUCAUAAACAAUUGAAGAGUGAUGGUCGUGUAAUUAAGUCGAAGUGCCCGACAUUGAGCAAUAAAGGUUCAUAUACUGCAACAUUGAGCUUAGAGAAGCAAUUGAAGGCAUGGAAAGACAACCCAGAUUGGGUGGACCGUCCUCCAGAUAUAAAGGUCACCAUUCCUAAAGGUUCUCUUUCCAACCUGAGUUUGACAGUUGAUGUUGGAUUACCGCCCGAUGCCGUCUAUAACAUUGUGACAGACCCUGAUAAUAAGAGAGUUUUCAAAAACAUUAAGGAAGUAAUUUCCAGAAAGGUAUUAGUUGAUGAAGGAUUAAGGCAACUAGUUGAAGUGGAGCAAGCAGCAAUAUGGAGAUUCCUUUGGUUAUCAGGCACUAUCUCGGUUCAUGUUUUGGUAGAUCAGAACAGAGAAGAUUAUACAAUGAAAUUCAAACAAAUAAAAUCGGGAUUCAUGGAGAAAUUUGAGGGCUCGUGGAAAGUGGAACCCAUAUUUAUCGAUCAAGAAUUAUGUCAUCCUUUUAAACCCAAGUCCUUAUCUGAUUACGAGUCGUGCACGAGAGGCAAAGGACGAAUAGCCUCAAAGCUAAGUUUAGAGCAGCUUAUACAGCCAACUGUUGUACCUCCACCACCCAUUUCAUGGUACCUAAGAGGGAUCACAACAAAGACGACUGAGAUGUUGAUUCAUGAUUUGCUUUCUGAGGCCGCCCGAAUUAGACUAUCUGGAAAAUUUGAGGAAAAAAAUGGUAAAAGUUGCGAAAGGGAUGCGUGUGGGAUUAAGGAGAGAUGGGCUUUGAGAAGGAAAAAUGGCAAGCACUCUCGGAGGAGGUUGUUUUCUAAUCCAGAGUUAUAUUGA